AUAUAAUUAGUAAUGGUUUAUUAUUUGAAGAAAAUCAUUUCAGUGCGUGCGAGAGACUAAGCCAUGUUUCAAAUAGCUAUUUCCAUAUUAUUGCUCCUCCUUUCCGUUGGCUACAGCACAGAGGAUCUGGAUUUAUUCGAUACAGAUAUAGACGACAUAUUCAGCAGCGUGAUCGGUCCAGUUUACAACAAGAAAACUCCACACCCAAUCUACAAUAAAACCCUGACUGAUAAAAAUCGAAUGCUCAAAUUUCGCACGCUAAAUAUUUCUUUACUCAAAUUGCUCGACGAUGAAACACCAAAGAACCCCAUGCUCAAUCUUCAGGGGCAAAGUUACGCUCAAGCGCCCCAGCGCACCCGAAAUUACGCUCAGCACUCCUUACGCACACGAAAUUAUGCUCAAACGCAAAAAAAAUACUCCACGCAUCGAGCACCAAAGCGUCCCUCAAAAAGUCAAGUCCUAGAAAAAGAGGACACAGAAAACAUCUACAAUAAACUUUACAAAAAACCCGAAAAUAAAUUAGAGUUAGAGCAAAUGCUUGAACAGCCAAUACCGACCAAGCCGGACUUCAAACAAGAUAUGUUUAACGAAACUACAACACGAUUCAACACACUUUAUGCUGAAUUUCAAAAAUGGGUGGAUGAUGAAACUCCGAGUAUGAAUAUAUCUCGCCGACAGUUGAUGACGACGAGGAAGAUAUUUCGUCAUUAUAGACAACACCCAAAUAAAACUGUAGCAUAUCAAAUUAGUAAAUACAAAUUGCAGAAAUUUGCGGAGAAACACGGUCGUUAUAAUUAUGUGGAUAAGGGUGUAAUAAAUGAAGAAACAAGUUUAUAUUUCCAAGACCGCAGGGCUAUAGAAAGAACUCUGGCACUCAUGGCUCAAUUCAUUUAUGGUGCUCAGUAUAAGUUCAUAUACGCUCAGAAGCUCAAGGAAAGAUACUCACAGAUGAUUAGAUACAAAAUAGGAUACUCUGUUGCUAUUUUAGAGAAUUUAAAAACACAGUAUAACAGUGGGUACAUGGCGAUGCACGGAUAUCGUAACCUGACCAAAGUUGGAAAUUCGGAUUCAAGGGACGAAGAACGUAGAUUAGUUCUUCAUGAAAUUAUGUAUAUGCUAAAGAUAUAUGAAAGGCAGUUAAGGAUCCGGGUGGAGUUUAAUGAGGUAAUUAACUAUAUAAGGACGCUCGAGUUAGAACGUGUACGGAGAGAGCUUUUGAGAAAGGCAAAGAUCGGUCAAAAAGAUGUUAUCUAG
Molecule: messenger RNA, 1254 nt
Organism: Cydia fagiglandana
Lineage: Eukaryota; Metazoa; Arthropoda; Insecta; Lepidoptera; Tortricidae
Exons: 2
Coding region: 64-1254 (396 amino acids)
Source: RefSeq, a predicted model, not a curated record